GCCUUAAUAGGAGACUGUAUUUGUCAUACAGAACUUUACCAACUUGGCUGAAUAUUUGUUUUGUCAGAGAUGAAUUUGCAUAGCUGAAAACGGUCUGGUAAAGCAUAGGGAAGCAUUGUAAAGCACAGAGAGGUCUGGUAAAGCAUAGGGAAGCAUUGUAAAGCACAGAGAGGUCUGGUAAAGCAUAAGGAAGCAUUGUAAAGCACAGAGAGGUGUGGUAAAGCAUAGGGAAGCACUGUAAAGCACAGAGAGGUCUGGUAAAGCAUAGGGAAGCAUUGUAAACACAGAGAGGUCUGGUAAAGCAUAGGGAAGCAUUGUAAACACAGAGAGGUCUGGUAAAGCAUAGGGAAGCAUUGUAAAGCACAGAGAGGUCUGGUAAAGCAUAGGGAAGCAUUGUAAAGCACAGAGAGGUCUGGUAAAGCAUAUUAAAACAAACAGGGUAAAUGUAUGGGUAAAGAAUUGUAAAAUUGCAAAAAUAUAUAUAUUGUGCAAAAAAUGCCAUUAUAAUGUAACUUUUAAAAGGAGUUCCGCUUUCUCGAAACUGAACCCGUUUAGGUUUCGAACUGAGUAGAAAAAUACUUGGAAUAAAUAAUGAUUUUUUUUUUUUCUCGCGGGAAAGGAGGGGUGUGUUGUGGAAGCCCACUAAUAAAACCGAGCUGGACUUUGUAAGAGCAAAUAUUUAACGGGCAAUUAUUACUUUCGGAUUGUUGCCUGAAACUCACAGAAGAAGACAGCAAUGGAGUCGGACAGAGCUGUAGGAUUGUUUCUCGUGUUGUGCUGUAUUAUCAUAAACCCGGUUCUAUGCGAGACACUGUGUAAUGAAUUGGUGAAAAUCACUCAUGGAGAGGUGAGGUAUCCUGUCACCAGAGAGGUUGGCAGCGUUCUGAAGUACCUGUGCCCAAAUAACACCCGCGCGUUCCCGGUGAGCUGGCGAGUGUGUAUGAGGAACGGGCAGUGGUCUCCUCUGAGGAACAGCUUCUUAGAACGAGCGAGAACAGCGUCCUGUGUCCCAUAUUCCUGUAGUGGCCACAUCUCUCUGGAGAACGGCAGGUCCUUUCCGAGAAGGACCAAGUUCUCCAUUGGAAGCACGGUUCACUUUGAGUGCGACUCUGGCUUCAAUAUGUUUGGUUCACCAAACAGGACCUGCUUGGCUACAGGAAAGUGGAGUGGAAAAGUGACCAUCUGUGAUUCUGGGGAGACUUUCUGUCCGAACCCAGGGAUACCGCUGGGGGGUCAGAGGAUCGGGACCAGGUUCUGGGAGGGGCAGCAGGUCCGGUACACCUGCUACAGAGGCAUGGUUCUGAGGGGUCCAGAAUUGAGAACCUGCAGGGCAGAUGGCAGCUGGACUGGGACAGAACCACGCUGCGAAGAAAGAUUCUCGUUUGAUGAACCAGAAGCUGUGGGGAAGCACUUGAACAUGGCAGAGGAAGUAAUCACCAACACAGAUAAAGGGAUUCACAUGUACUUUGUGGUCAAAGUUUCAGCAAGCAUUGGGAAAGAAAACAUAGAGAAAGCACAGCAGUUCGUUGAAGCUACGAUUGAAAAGUACACAGACUAUUCCAAAGUCCUGAGGUCCAGUGUGGUCAUCUUCGCUUCCACUGCCGAUGAAAUAAUGGCUUUGAAGGACAACUCCCCAGACGACCUGGAUUUUAUGAAGUUUCUGAACCACACUGGUUGUAAUACAGGAGAGGCCCUGAGUCUGGUUCUGAGUUCGAUCAAGGAAAACCUUGAUCGGAAGAAACCAGCUAAGCAAGUCAUUCUCCUCAUCACCAACGGGCGACAUAAUAUGGGUCCCAGUCCUUAUGCCUUAAUUCAGAACAUAACUGAAAUCAUCCCAGAACCAACCAAAAAUCUCGAUAUCUUCACCAUCGGAAUUGGAGACGCUUCAAAAGAAGAGCUGGAUAGAAUCGCUUCUCAGAGACAGGAGCCCAGGUCUUUCUACCUGCCAGAUUAUGAGGCCCUGGAAAAAAUCUACCCAGAAGAAAACCCCAACGCAUGCGGUGUCAGAGGAGUGAAAGGAGUGCAUUAUGGGAGAGUGUACAAAGGGACUGAAGCCGGACAGCAGCAGUGGCCAUGGCAAGCCUUCUUAAAGAUAACCGGUAAAAUGCAGGGAGGGGGGUCCAUUAUUGCUGACCGCUGGAUCCUGACCGCAGCCCAUGUCCUAGUGAAAUCUGCGACAGCUACAUAUGACCCCAGCGAGAUUACUGUCUACCUUGGUAUCACUCAAACCACACUGCAAGGGCUACAUGGUAAUGGUAUGCCAGUGGAGAAGGUUUUUGUUCACAAAGACUAUGUGUACAGCGAUGACGACUCAACCAGUCAAAUCUAUGCUCAUGAUGUCGGGCUGCUGAAACUCAACAGAACGAUCAAAUACAGUGACAAGAGAAGGCCUGUCUGUCUACCCUGCACUGAAGAAUUAUCCGAGAUUCUGUCUUUACCAAACCUAGAUUGGACCAAACAGUGCCAAUAUCAAGACCGCAUUCUAACCGGUAAUGGGGGUGAAGAUUUUCGGACGGUCACUGGUUACAUCUCAGGAUGGGGCGGGUCGUCUGGGAACAAAGCAACCAGCAGAAAACUGCUCUUUGGGGAGAUUUCUAUAAAGGGACGUGAUAUCUGUUCCAAAUCAUAUCCGUUUCCUUUGCCUGUUCCCGAUGACAGGUUUUGUGCAAUAGGGGAGGAUGUUGAUGCGUGCGGAGGGGAUUCUGGAGGGCCGUUUGUCAUCAAAACAAAAGGAAGAUGGAUUCAGGUGGGCAUUGUAAGCCAUGGCAGCGCCACCAAAUGUAUGAGUGGCACCAUGGGAUACUAUGCCAGCGUCCCCAAGCACAUGGACUGGAUCAGGCAACAGCUGGACGAAUAAACUGGGUUGAAACAAGCAGCUACCCUUGUCAUUUUUAAUUGCUCACAAUUGUGAUAUUACCCCAUUCAGCCCAUCUUGCUCGUUUGGUUGUUAGUAGCUUAUUGAUCCCAGAAUCUCAUCAAGCAGCUUCUUGAAGGAUCCCCAGGGUGUCGGCUUCAACAACAUUACUGGGGAGUUGGUUCCAGACCCUCACAAUUCUCUGUGUAAAAAAGUGCCUCCUAUUUUCUGUUCUGAAUGCCCCUUUAUCUAAUUUGUGACCCCCGGUCCUUGUUUCUUUUUUCAGGUCCCCUGGGUCGACAUUGUCUAUACCUUUUAGGAUUUUGAAUGCUUGAAUCAGAUCGCCGCGUAGUCUUCUUUGUUCAAGACUGAACAGAUUCUUUUAGCCUGUCUGCAUACGACAUGCCUUUUAAACCCGGGAUAAUUCUGGUCGCUCUUCUUUGCACUCUUUCUAGAGCAGCAGUAUCCUUUUUGUAACGAGGUGAAGGACAUUUAUUCUGUUAAGCGUUUAGUUAUUAAAUUAAUCAAUCAAUAUUUAUUUUAUAUAGCGCCUUUCAUAGUGGUCCACAAGCGCUUUACAAAAUAGUGAGGAGCAACGCAUAAUACAUUAAAUACAAGGAUGUGAAUUUUAAACAUUGUGGAUGCGUGUGUCUCACAGAAUCGAUAAGCAUGUGAAAAACCGGAAAUAGCAAUUAACUAAUAACAGAGAUCAGGCUUAGAGAGCAGGGAAAGCAAGAGAGAACUCUUGAGAGCUGAUUUGAAGCGAGCGACUGUGGGAGCCGCACGCUCUGGAGCUGGGAGAGAGCUCUGGAGAGUCGGGGGGGGGGGGGGG
Molecule: messenger RNA, 3686 nt
Organism: Acipenser ruthenus (sterlet)
Lineage: Eukaryota; Metazoa; Chordata; Actinopteri; Acipenseriformes; Acipenseridae
Product: complement factor B-like
Exons: 18
Coding region: 737-2857 (706 amino acids)
Biological process (GO): complement activation; proteolysis
Cellular component (GO): extracellular region
Molecular function (GO): serine-type endopeptidase activity
Source: RefSeq, a predicted model, not a curated record